AUGAGCGUACGGGGACUGGAUGUCUCGCGCUCUGGAUUCACCACACCUUCCAUGGAUUACCUACUUACUGAGUCUGCUAGUAAGGGCGGCAGACAGCCACUCGCCACCAGGCCAGGCGCGAUCAAGCUUCUCGCCCUCGAAGUCCCCUCUUUAGACGAAUAUGACGGAGGGCUCAGCGCCGCAGACGUGGAGGCUGGGCUCGACUACGAUCAUCGCACAAGAGAUACGCCUAACAAGAAAUCUCCUUAUCUCUCCGGCGGGGUGGGGAGUUUUGAAGUGAACUCUGUGGUGGCAGUGGCACCUGCUGGAAGGCAGUGCAGGGUCCCUCUGCAUUCCGGGAAGUCACUCCAGAGCGACAGUCUGCUGGCCACCCACUCGGGGCGGCAUACAAAGUGCAACACCCGCACCCACCCACCCAAACAAACCACCACAAUGGCUGACGUCGAGGACCGCAAGCCGACCUCACAAUUAAGGAAGUGUAUUGACACGUACAUCCGUCCGUUGCCUGCAUGCAGUGAGAACGUCGAGGAAGACCAGCAGACGGAGCAGGUCCAGCUCAAUGAGGGCGACAUCGAGACCAACUGGGACGAGGUCAUCGAGACCUUCGACGGCAUGGAGCUGCGCGAGGACCUGCUGCGCGGCAUCUACGCCUACGGUUUCGAGAAGCCGUCGGCCAUCCAGCAGCGCGCCGUGAAGCCCAUCCUGCUGGGCCACGACUGCAUUGCCCAGGCCCAGUCCGGUACCGGCAAGACGGCCACGUUCGCCGUGUCCAUCCUGCAGAAGAUCGACAUCAACCUGAAGGAGACCCAGGCCCUGAUCCUCGCCCCCACGCGCGAGCUGGCCCAGCAGAUCGUCAAGGUCGUGGUGGCCAUCGGCGACUACAUGAGUGUGCAGGUGCACGCCUGCGUCGGCGGUACCGCCGUGCGUGACGACAUCCGCACGCUGCAGCAGGGCGUGCACAUCGUGGUCGGCACCCCCGGCCGUGUGGGCGACAUGAUCAACCGCCGCGCCCUGCGCACGGACGAGGUCAAGAUGUUCGUGCUGGAUGAGGCCGAUGAGAUGCUGUCCCGCGGUUUCAAGGACCAGAUCUACGAGGUCUUCCGCUUCCUGCCCGAGAAGGUGCAGGUGGCCCUGUUCUCGGCUACCAUGCCCCUGGACGUGCUGGAGGUGACCCGCCGCUUCAUGCGCGAGCCCAUCCGCAUCCUCGUGAAGCGCGACGAGCUGACCCUUGAAGGUAUCAAGCAGUUCUUCAUCGCCAUCGACCGCGAGGAGUGGAAGUUCGACACGCUCUGCGAUCUGUACGAGACGCUGACCAUCACACAGGCCAUCAUCUACUGCAACACGCGCCGAAAAGUGGACUGGCUCACGGAGAAGAUGCAGUCGAAGGACUUCACGGUGUCAGCCAUGCACGGCGACAUGGAGCAGCGCGAGCGUGACAUCAUCAUGCGUGAGUUCCGCUCGGGCUCCUCGCGCGUGCUGAUCACCACGGACCUGCUGGCCCGUGGUAUCGAUGUGCAGCAGGUGUCGCUGGUCAUCAACUACGACCUGCCCACGAACCGCGAGAACUACAUCCACCGUAUCGGUCGUUCGGGUCGUUUCGGUCGUAAGGGUGUGGCCAUCAACUUUUUGACGCACAACGACGUGCGAUACCUGCGCGACAUUGAGCAGUUCUACAACACGCAGAUCGACGAGAUGCCCAUGAACGUCGCGGAUCUUAUUUAAGAGCCCCUCCAGUGAGCGUUCCCCAGCGAGAGAGAGAGGCUUCGUGUCUGCCAAGCCGUCGCCGACCUUGCGGCUCGACGGCGGUCGAUGCGACGGCCGGAGGGCUUUUGGGGGCGGAACGGCGAAGAAGUGAGAGACGACGGUGUGCGGCGCUCGCGGGCCAAUCGACGUAGAACCAAGUGUUAGGACAGGGGAACGGAGGGGGUCGACGAGAGUGGAAAACAAGAACAGCGGCAGGAGAGAGGAGUGGCGCGCGUUUAAGAAAAAGAGGAAGGGGGGCUGUGUGUCUUCUUUUGUUUUGU
This is a messenger RNA of Phytophthora sojae, 2024 nucleotides long. RefSeq lists its product as hypothetical. Lineage: Eukaryota; Oomycota; Peronosporomycetes; Peronosporales; Peronosporaceae. Gene Ontology annotation, molecular function: RNA binding; RNA helicase activity; ATP binding. The record is from RefSeq and is a predicted model, not a curated record. The coding region runs from base 1 to 1722 and encodes 573 amino acids. The transcript is spliced from 6 exons.